Messenger RNA from Vanessa tameamea, 1525 nucleotides. RefSeq names its product DDB1- and CUL4-associated factor 13. Gene Ontology annotation, molecular function: protein binding. The record is from RefSeq and is a predicted model, not a curated record. Lineage: Eukaryota; Metazoa; Arthropoda; Insecta; Lepidoptera; Nymphalidae. Gene Ontology annotation, biological process: maturation of SSU-rRNA from tricistronic rRNA transcript (SSU-rRNA, 5.8S rRNA, LSU-rRNA). Gene Ontology annotation, cellular component: small-subunit processome; nucleolus. The transcript is spliced from 5 exons. The coding region runs from base 73 to 1419 and encodes 448 amino acids.
AUUAUUGAUUGAGUAAAACAAUAUAAAACUCAAAAAAAAAUAAUUAAGAAGAACAAAAACAAUAACGACAACAUGUCUAACAAAGUAAAAAUAAAAGUAAUUAGUCGAAACCCAGAAGAUUAUUUACGAGCAACAAAAAGAGAUAUCCAUAAAAUACCCAGAAAUUAUGAUCCUAAUUUGCAUCCACUAGAAGGGCCUCGAGAAUAUGUUCGCGCUUUAAAUGCGGUUAAGCUUGAAAGAGUGUUUGCAAAACCAUUUAUUGGUAAUCUAGAUGGACAUACAGACGGUGUCUCUACUUUAGCAAAACAUCCAAGUCGAUUAGCAGUAUUAGCUAGUGGGGCGUUUGACGGCGAAAUUAGAUUAUGGGAUUUGGCCAGUCGAAAGUGUACUAGACAUUUUGUUGCACAUGAAGGCUGGGUCCGUGCUAUUUCUUAUGUUCCAAAUGGACAACAAUUCAUCAGUGUUGGUGAUGAUAAAACAAUUAAAACUUGGAAGGCAGAAGUUAAAGAUGAAAGUGAUGAAGAUCCUGUCAAUACAUUACUGAGCAUGUCAGUUGUGUCUGGCAUCUCACAUCAUAGGUCUAAACCAAUUUUUGCAACAUGUGGAGAGCAUUGUCAACUGUGGGAGAAUACAAGGAGUGAACCUAUUAAAGUUUUCAAGUGGGGAGUAGAUAGUCUACAUCAUGUGGCUUUUAAUCAGGUAGAGUCUAAUCUCUUAGCAUCAUGUGCGAGUGACAGAAGUGUUAUAUUGUAUGAUUUCCGUGAGUCUGGUCCACUGAGAAAAGUUGUAAUGGAAUUGAGAUCAAAUGCGCUCUCCUGGAACCCAAUGGAAGCCUUUAUAUUCACUGUAGCAAAUGAAGAUUACAACUUAUACACAUUUGAUGUGAGAAAAUUAAAACAACCUGUUAAUGUGCACAUGGACCAUACAUCUGCUGUUAUAGAUGUAGAUUAUUCACCGACCGGUAGGGAAUUUGUGUCAGGUAGCUACGACAAAACAGUAAGAAUAUUUGAGAGCCUUAAAGGUCAUUCAAGAGACGUAUACCACACCAAGAGAAUGCAAAGAUUGACUUCUGUGAAAUGGUCUUUAGAUAAUAAAUACAUAUUAACUGGAUCAGAUGAAAUGAAUAUAAGAAUGUGGAAAGCUAAAGCAUCAGAAAAGCUUGGAAUUCUAAAACCAAGGGAGCGUACAGCACUCAAUUAUGCAGAUGCAUUGAAAGAUAAAUUUAGUGGGCACCCACAAGUAAAGAGAAUAGCACGUCACAGACAUGUGCCAAAACAUAUUAUUAAUGCGCAAAAAGAAAUUAAAACGAUUAAAGAGAAAAACAAACGCAAGGAGGCUAAUCGAAGAGCACAUAGCAAACCAGGCGCCGUGCCAUUUGUUGUUGAACGCAAAAAACAUGUGGUCAAAGAGGAUGAGUGAUGCUUACACAUCAUUUAUACUUAUAAUUACAUAAGUAUGUUUUUACAAAUCUAUUAUGUGUAAGCUAAGACAUUUUCACUGAAUAAACCAAUCCCCAUAAUAAAUA